Messenger RNA from Epinephelus moara (kelp grouper), 1617 nucleotides. Its product is annotated as troponin C, skeletal muscle-like. The transcript is spliced from 6 exons. Bases 147 to 632 code for a protein of 161 amino acids. The record is from RefSeq and is a predicted model, not a curated record. Gene Ontology annotation, molecular function: calcium ion binding; enzyme regulator activity. Lineage: Eukaryota; Metazoa; Chordata; Actinopteri; Perciformes; Serranidae.
CCCAAUCCUGAUCAUUUUCAGUAAAAGUGUAGUGGGAUGAGAGGGUACUUAUGUAGGGGAGUGACGCCACUUUGUAGUUGCGAGACUCUCUGUCCCAGACGUCUGUUGUUUUUACUGGUGUCUGUUGUUCAGCACAGCCGGCCACCAUGCCCACUGACGCCCAAAGCGAUGCCCGCUCCUUCUUGACGGAGGAGAUGAUUGCAGAGUUCAAGGCCGCCUUUGACAUGUUCGACACUGAUGGUGGCGGUGACAUCAGCACCAAGGAAUUGGGUACCGUGAUGAGGAUGCUGGGACAGAACCCAUCAAGGGAGGAGUUGGAUGCCAUCAUUGAGGAGGUCGAUGAGGAUGGCAGCGGUACCAUCGACUUCGAGGAGUUCUUGGUCAUGAUGGUGCAGCAGUUAAAGGAGGACCAGGCUGGAAAGAGUGAAGAAGAACUUUCAGAAUGCUUCCGUAUUUUUGACAAGAACGGAGAUGGUUUCGUUGAUCGGGAGGAGUUUGGUGAUAUCCUCCAUCAAACUGGAGAAACUGUUGCAGAGGAAGACAUUGAUGAGAUGUUCGGUGAAGCAGACACAAACAAAGAUGGAAAGAUUGAUUUUGAUGAGUUUCUGAAGAUGAUGGAGAACGUCCAGUAAUGAGGCCAGCUCUACAUUCCUUGGUGACCCUUCCUCAGAGAGAAUACAAAGCAAGCUAUCUGCUGGAGAUCUGCUCAGAGCAAACUCUACAUGCUAUAAAAGCCAGUGCAAUUACGAAUGUAACGUUUUUGAGACGUCAAAAUGGAUACAAGUGAAAUACCUCCACCCCCCCUUCCCCUUCUCAUAUGAAACCCAGGGGGCUCUGGGAGGAAUUCUAUAAAUAUCCGUUCAAACCUUUUAAGACGAAGACCCUCUCCCCUGACUGCCUCCUUGAGCCGGCCACCCAGCUGUCCCCUUGGCAGCUGCUGUCUCUCUAGAAAUGCUACACCAAUAGUUUAAACCCCCCACCCUCCUCCUCCUCAAAACUUAUAUCUUCUCCACCCUGUUCUGUGCUUUCUAAAUAAAUCCACUUUCUCCUUGUUCAUCUUUGCAAAUUAUUCUGCCGUGCAUGCCUGACGCCUCUUAUCUCACCUGAUCUUUGUCUGCUACAUUUUUUGGGUUAUCUUUCUGUGACCUUUCUGGUACUUCUACAUCAAUGCUGUCUCUCUGGCCUCACACACAUGCAUGGCUACACUUAAAGUGGUCAUACACAAUGACACACAAGCACAUGCACUUUCUACACCACUAACAUCCUACCAUUACACAUGCACUCCCACACUUUUUUGCCCAACUAGAACUGGUUGUAUCUCUCUAUUUCAGUCCCAACUUCCAACUAGCCUCCGUGCUGCAUUUUGAAAAACCUCUAUUUGCAUCGUUGGUGCUGAAAACCAACCUCCCUGUCUCAUUCAACGCUGUCAUAUCUCAGAAGGUUUUCACUUAUCUAGUUUAAAGUGAUCUCUUCCAAUUUUUUUUCUGCCUAAAUCUGUCAUAACUGUCACUGGUCUUCGUGUAGUGGUCCCAGCGUGAGAGGUGAAGGCCGAGCAGCCGGCCAGCACUAAAGGCUCAACGCAGUCACAGAACAGAUGAGUUCAAUCUCCCUUUGCUA